GUAUAAAACUAUUUCUACGGUGUUAGGUUAUGCGAUAACUUACGUUGUUAUGCUUCUGAUUCUCUUAAAUUAAUUUAUACUGUCAUACAGAUCUAAUACAGGAAAAUUGUGUGUGCCACCUGGCAUUAUAAAUCCAUGUAAACAUUAGUGGUUAUGCUUUCUUGUAUUGUUGAUCCCCUUGUUAUGGAUCCAGUAUUGCUUCAGAAGCAGGUCCUUGAUAAUGCAGAAGACCUAAGGAGUUACAUGCAAGAUUUGAAAAGCUGGGAAGCUGACAUGAAGAGAAAAGAAUCAGAGCUUGCCACAACAGCCUCUGAUGACCAGGCACUUCCACCUGUUCGCACUAAAAUAAAAAAAAUAUCUGAAGUGCAGAAAAGUAAACAUGAAAAACAAAAUGAAAUGCCAGCAAGGAUUUCUGGAUAUGAUUAUGCCUCUUGGGAUAAAUUUGAUGUGGAUAAAGCAUGUGAAGAAUUUGAUGGUGGAAGACAUCAAGAAUCAGAAGGUGAUAAAGACACAGUCAGUGAUAGUGAGGAAAAACAGAUCAGAGAAGAAGCAGUCUAUGAAAAGGAAAUGGGGAAUGAUUUGGUGAAGAGUAAGAAGUGGAAAGAAGCAAUUCGAUGCUACAGUCGAGCCAUCAACUGUUUCCCUUAUGAUGCUAUUUUCUAUGCAAAUCGUGCUCUUUGUUAUCUUAAAACUGAAGAUCUCAGAUCAGCUGAAGCAGACUGCACAGCAGCAUUGCAGUUGGAUUCUAGUUAUGUGAAAGCAUAUCAACGCCGUGCAAUGGCUCGAGCUGGAUUAGGUCAGUUACAGGAGGCAAGAGCUGAUCUGCUAAAAGUAAUGGAACUAGAGCCAAAGAACAUGGCAUCAAAAGCAGAAUUAAUGAAACUGGAAAAGAAAAUCAACAUAAAACCUCAACAAAAUCAGUCUGUGAAAGAACCUGGCUUUGCAACUUGUUCUAAAAACAUUGUGAGUCUAGAAACAGAUAAACAAGUCAAAAUUUCAUCUUAUGCACUUAAAGAUAAAAAGGCAGAAAAGGAAACAGACACAAGAAAUGAAAGUAAAAUGCCACUUAAGCAAAUCAUAAGAGAAGAAAAAGAAGUCUCACAAAUGUCUGUCAAUAAAACUACUGCUGUAGCAGAAGUAAAGAAAGAUGAAAAGUGUUUUACAGAUCAAGAAAUCAUAGAUGAACAAAGUGGAGAAUCAAGAUUGUUGGAGAACAUUGUGACUGAAGAAGAGAUAUGGUCUACACAUGGAGAAGUUGAAUUGGUAUAUUCAAUACACAAACCUCCUCACUUACGUUCUAAAAAAGCUUUGAAGAGAAUUGAAAUUCAAGAAGUUGAUAAUCAUUUUAGUAGACAGCUUGGAACAAGUAACAAAAUAUGCACUGCUAAUUCAGUGGAGAAUGAACAUCAUCAAAUUACUGUUGGCUUAGAUACAGGAAAGCCUACAGAUGUCAAAGAGCAAAAGACAGAGGGAUUUCAUAAAGUUAAUGAUGUAGAAAGCAGUAAAAUGAAGUCAACAUCUGAAAAUGAAAAUUCUACAUCACAGAGUAAAGUCACUGAUCAUCUGACAGAAAUGGUAUCAGAGAAAGUUCCCCCUAUUCCUAAUACAUCAGUGCAGUUUCAAGUUGCUUGGAAGAAAGUAAGAACAGACCCUCACCUCAGCUAUCUCUACUUAAAGCAAAUUCCUGGAGCAUAUCUGCCAAAAAUAUUCCGUGAUUCUUUGGAGAGUAGCACACUUAGUGAUAUAAUAUCUACCAUCAAAACUGAGUUUAUUCAGUUUAAAGAGCCUGCUUUAUCAUUCCUUAUGGGAUUAUCUGAUGUUCGAAGAUUUGGUGCUCUAGCUAUGUUCCUGUCUGAAAGUGACAAAGCAGGAGUCAAGAAGAUACUGGAAUACUGCAAAGAACAAGGUGAAUGCUCAGAAGAAGACAGCAUAGACCUUAUGACAAAAUAUGAAUUAUAUUAAGAUAUUUGUAAACAGUGCUGCAUAAUCGGUGUAUUGUGCUAGACUUUGUAAAGAUUAUCUUCGUACUUUGAAAGUGCGUUAAUUGGAACAGACCAAACAGUGUGACCAAAUGGAGGUAAUGUACUACUACUGUAAUAUAUUUACAACUUGGAAUCAGUUAAUAUAAAUUUGUCUCAAGAGUAUUAUUAUUAGAUAACUAAAAUAACAUUUACAAUAAUGUUACCUAACUUUAUAAACUUCUGCUGUAAAGUGUGAAAACUGAAA
Messenger RNA from Zootermopsis nevadensis, 2226 nucleotides. Its product is annotated as RNA polymerase II-associated protein 3. Gene Ontology annotation, molecular function: protein binding. Gene Ontology annotation, cellular component: protein folding chaperone complex. NCBI's taxonomy places the organism in Eukaryota, Metazoa, Arthropoda, Insecta, Blattodea, Termopsidae. The record is from RefSeq and is a predicted model, not a curated record.